Messenger RNA from Drosophila subpulchrella, 5719 nucleotides. Its product is annotated as mucin-5AC. Gene Ontology annotation, molecular function: protein tyrosine phosphatase activity. The record is from RefSeq and is a predicted model, not a curated record. The transcript is spliced from 5 exons. Gene Ontology annotation, biological process: protein dephosphorylation. The coding region runs from base 771 to 5213 and encodes 1480 amino acids. Lineage: Eukaryota; Metazoa; Arthropoda; Insecta; Diptera; Drosophilidae.
GCUCGAAAUUAUUAAACAAAAGACCGCCAAACGAGUCGGACGUGUGUGCUGCUGGAUGCUGGCGCUCUUUUCGCGUACCGUUUUUUCGAGUAAACAAAAACACACACGAAAAAAAGUAUUGUUAACACAAUUUUGUCUGUUCUAUUGUGCGGAAAUCGAGUGAGUGAGAAGGGGAGACAAACAGAAACCGCAAGCAGGCAAAAUCAACAAAAAGCGUGUGGGCAGAGGAAAACGAAAGGGGAAACUGUCAGUGUGUGUGUGUGUGAGUGAAAUAUGGAAAUUGAAAAUGCAAUUAAUCGCGCUUUAAUGGCAAGCCAUAGAAAUCGCUCAACGGUUUAGAGUGCAAGAGAAAAGUGCGGUCUUUGUUAUUGUUGUCAACACGGAAGGCCUAAAGCCAAAAGUCUGGAAAAAAAUAUAUCUACGUGUUUUUGUUUUUGCGUUUUUGCAACAACAAUGAGCCAUUAAGCGAAGUGCUGAAAUAGUCAAUUUACAAUUGGAGCCGCCGAGAAGUCUCUAUAUAAAAUAUAAACAUUUUGGUAUAUUUCCCUGGUAAAAAUGGAGGCAAAAAUCUCAGAAAUGGAAUAAAUCGUUGGAAAUUGCUAAAAAUAAAUAAAAUAAAAGAAAACAAACAAUAACUCAAGCUUAAAGGUGGAAACCAAAACAAAAACGAUUUUGUGGCCCAGUCGAACGUGGAAUUAACUUGACCCACAGAGGUGCCCCACACGAAAGAGAAAGAUAUAAAGCUUUAGAACGAGAGGGAGCGACAUACGAUGCGUGUGGUUGGGUGGCUCAGUGGUGGCUUAAUGCUCGCCCUGGCCGUAAUGUUAACGCAGGCACGUUUCAUUGCGAAAAGAGAAACCACCGGUUUGGAGCAGGCGGUGGCUUCCACAUCCACUGACCCUGACAUUCUUCCAGCGGCCAGGCAAAGUGGGAGUGGUGGGGAACUGGUUGAAAUAAAGGGAGAAUCAGAUAUGAUUGACUCACAAAACAUACUCGAAGAAAAGGGAGUAAUUAAGGCUGAAAGUCAAAAUGAAACUGAGAUCCUAACGGAAAGUCUGAAAGAGAAUCUCAACCUUAAGAAAACUACAGAGGGUUUGGUUCAAAAUGAGUCUAACAGCACCACCGAGGGAAUUUUAAGUGAAGGCCAACAUAAACUGAAAGAGGGGGAAGUUCAAUCAGAGAAAAAAACUCAACCGGUUCCCAUAAAAGAACUGACAGACAAGGAUACCCCAGCAGAAGCGGCUAAAGAAGAUUCCAACAAUAUAGCUGCGACUCAGGUGCAUAAAAACUCAACUUAUCCCGAAGAUCAUGUAUCUACAGAAGCUCCUGUAAGAGAAGUAACUACUGAGAAACAGAUCUUAAGCCCAACCACUGAAAAUAGUCCGCUAAGUGAAAAAACCGAGCAAAAGGAUAUGGCAAUAAAUAACCCCCUUCCAAAAGAAGAACCACAAGUUCAAUCUGAAGUAAAGAAGAACCCAUCUGAAUCUGUGACAGCAGAAAAUGCCAACAGCGCCGUGGAAGAACUCCCUAUAAAACCCGUAACCCUAGGUGUUUCAAGCACCACGGAGAGAUUGGUUAAUAUCACAUCCACCACUCGUUCCUCUGAUCAUGGUCGAUCCAUGCAGUAUUUAUCAACGACUGAAGGGUCUAACCGAUUCCCCGCUGCAGUUACGCCCAUGAAACUGAGGGCCAUACCCAUUCACCUUAGCACAACUGCACCUGCUAGCACCUCUUUAACCACAACUACUCCCAAGACAACCACAGCCAUAUCCUUUGCUUCCCAUGAGAAUGCCAUUGAGGAGUCUACUUCGCAGUCGGAGAUCCAUCAACUGCCCGAGAAGCGAGCCAAGUUCAUCAGCGAAAACUCCACGAAUGCCCAGCAAUUAACACUACCCAACACUGCUGAAGUUUGGAGUCUGGCGGGUAUGAAGGCGAUUCCCAAAGCCCCUCUAACGACCACAACCAUCUUGCCACUGCUUAACCACACUGAUCUGGCAAACGAUAUAGACGUACCGCUGAAUAAAACCGAGCAGCACAAGGAGAAGAAUCUCCUGGAUUGGAUGCAUAUUGCUAUGAUGCCAUCGGCACCAGAGAAUCGCACUGAAUUUGUGGUCAGAACCACUCUGGAUGCCACUGAGGGUGCUACACAGGCCACUACCGAAGCUUUGGAUGAAAAAGGUCCUUUAAAAAUUUCAAUAACCGCAGGAUUGGAACAAAAUGAAGUCACAACUGCCAGGCCAAUGCCAGUAACUACUGAGAAAAGUUCUAUGGAUCAUAAUAUAACAACCACAACUGUUGGCUCGGAACUUUUGGAGGUUCCUUUGGUGAAAAAGUUGGAUAAUUCAGCCAAUGCCAAGUUAACAGAGGCUAUUACAGAGGCUCAAAGUGAGAAAGAAGCAGCAACAGAGGCUGCAACAUUUGUGGCAUUAACAGAGAAACCUGCAACAUCACCUGUUACAGCGAGGGUGGAUUUAACAAAAGUGGAACUGUUGAAUAUAACAGCAGUAUCACAAUCAGCUGAAGUAUCUCAGCAAAAUUCAACAGAAACCUUAUUAACAACAACCAGUACAACCACCACAACAGUAGGUCCAUUAUCUGUAGAAUAUGUAUCGCCUGAAAUAAUCUUACAAGAAGCAACAACAGAAGAAACGACAGCAGCAAUACCAAAGGCAAGCACAGAGGCAGCAGCAACAUCAUCAACCACAGAGGCAGCAACAUCAUCAGCAUCAGCAGCAGCAACUACGAUUGCAGAAACAUCAGCAACAUCUGAAGGUACAACAGCAACACCAGCUGCAAUACCAUCAGCAACAUCUAGUGUUGCAACCACCCCCAGUCACAGUACAACUGAAAUGGCAAUGAAAGCCUCUGAAAUCAGCAACAUCAACAGCGGCAACAGCAGCAGCAACAACAUCGACGACGAUAACAGUAACGACGUCAUCGUUGCCACAACCAAAAUUCCAGAGAGCGAGCCGCCAGCAACAGCAACCGCUGAGCCAACAGCAACAUCGGUUAGUGUGCGACUGACUGGCGAGGUGAGCACUUCGAUACGGCCUGAAAUAAUCUUUAAAAGCACUCAAAACACUACCAUCGCAAGUACAACAAGUACAUCGACAACAACUAUAGCAACACCCACGCAAACGGAAAUUGCGCAAAUUAGCAAUGAAGUGAAUUUGGAGGCAGUGACAGUGAAGACGACAGUCGACAGUCUAAGUGCAAAUGUGAAUGUGAUUGCGAAUGAGCCAAGAACAGCUGAGAAAACCGAUAACGCGGUCAAUAACAGUGUGGCCAUAACAGAGAGCGAGCUGGAGGCUUUGAAAACCACCCCAGCGACAGGGGAACCCAAUCCACUCAGUGACCUGAGUAAACUGAGCAAAGAACACGAAUCCUCGCUGGAAACCAACAAUAUAGGCGAGGCACCAGCAACCGAAACAACAACGACAACAUCAGCGACAGCAGGUGUUGCUGUUGCAACGGAUGAGAGCACAGCGGCAACAGGUGGCCAGGAAAUCGAAAGGGAGAAGGAGCACCACCAUGAAGGGCAACAGGUGGUCGAAGAGCAGGACACCGAAGAGCAGUUAGCCAAGACAACGAUGGCGGUGACAACAACGACAACACCUAGUACCACAACACCCAUAACAACAUCAACAACAACCAGUAGCAGUACAACAACCACCACAACCGAAAGACUCUUGACCACUACAACAAUGCAACCGGUGGUGAUAAGUCUGCUGGAUGAUAGCACCACAUCCAGCACCACAACAACCACCACAGCUGCACCACCCCCACCCACAACCACAGAGGAAUAUGUGGAAUCCUCCACGGUGGUCAAAGCCACAAGCAGCAACAUUAUGCUGCCAGAGACCACCACCCAGCAACCCACCUUUAUGGCUCCCUAUCCCAACGAACUGGACCACAUGCAGACCAAUGCCCAAGGAAAUGGCACGGAUGUGAACGUAAUCAUAGCCAUCACAGUGAGCGUGAUUGGUGUGGUGGCCCUCAUUCUUUUGGUGGCUUUCCUCUACCUGAUGCGUAAGCGCCAGAAGCAAAUGUCCUAUGGUCAGAGGUGUCGUCCGGUGAGCCUGGAUGCCUACUCCUUGGAUAAUGUCUCCGUGCUGGGCAGUGUGCGGCGGAAGGGUCGCGAUGUGAGGGCCUCCAAGAGGACCUACGGUAAUGCCGCCUUCGAUGAUCCCUCGCUAAGGCACAACCUGCUGACCGCUGGAGAGCUGGCCCGCUUUGUAGAGCGGCGAUCUGAUGUUUUCGAGGAGUUCCGGGACGUCCCACAGAUCAUCGCCAGAGCGGAUGAGGUUCCUCCAGGUUGUGAAGAUAAAAACCGCUACGCCAACGUGAUUCCGCUUCCUGAGACGCGGGUGGUGCUCCAGCGGCAAGGCGACGAUGACAAAACGGAAUACAUUAAUGCCAAUUAUGUGCGGGGCCCCCGAGAUGCCCCCAAUUACUACAUAGCCUGCCAGGCGCCACUGGAGAGCACGACCAGUGAUUUCUGGCGCAUGAUCUGGGAGCAGCAGUCCCGCGUCAUCAUCCAGGCGACGGAUCUCAACGAGAACGGUAUCGAGAAGUGCGCCGAGUAUCUGCCUCCAUCGGCGACUCUGGACAAUCACAGCAGCUAUGGCGAUUAUCAGGUGACCCUGAAGCAUCGCGAGGUUAAGGACCGAUAUGCCAUCUCCACACUGGUUCUCAAGCGAGUGGAUGGCGAGGAGAGCCGCGAGCUCACCCACUACUGGUACAAAUGGCCAGAGGCGGGUGUUCCCGCCGAGGAGGCACCCAUCAUUGCCAUGCUGCUGGAGGCGCGCUCAUCCCUCAAGUCCUACUGCCUGGAGCAGGCCAACGAGCUGCGAGAGAAGUCUGCCACUCUGGAGACCUCCAUGGAUGCGAAUGGCACCAAGGCCGAGGCGGGCAGUACGUCCAGCCAGGAGAUAAAUGGAAACAUUUCAAGUAGGAGCGGUAUUCGAAACCAGCAGGGACCGCUAACCGUUCACUGUUCUCCAGGCACGGGACGCACCGGUACCAUUAUCGCCUCGGACAUGGCCAUCCGCAGUCUGGAGACGCCCAAGCGAUCCGUGGACAUCCCCCAGCUGGUCUACUAUGUACGGCGUGGUCGGGCCAGCGCGGUUCAGACCAAGGAGCAGUAUGAAUUUAUCUACAAGGUGGCCAGCAUGUAUGCGGCCAAGAUCACAAAUCUGUCCAACGACAACUAAAAAAAAAAGCCCCCAUCGAGUGGAAACCGAAUUUUCGAUUGAUUGAUUGAGAUCACCUUUCCAGCACUGAUCCGUGGGACCCUCAGUAACAAUAAUAGCUAUGUUUUAUACGAAAUAUUAGUGUAAAUUAGUAUUAUGCUUGAAUGUUGGCACCUGAUUAAGCGUCGUUAUAUGUCGGGCUUUAAAUAUCAUUUAAAAUGUAUGUAUUCCUUUAUUAUUGUGAUAUAAUCGUACAUUCGUAUAUCUCCUGAUAUUCUGUUGCAUAUUUAUAAUGUCAAUUUUUGUUUUUUGCACUGUCGCGUUUGAGUUCCGGGGCCAUACAAUCCGGAACAAAUGAGAAAUAUUUGGAGCUCUCCGUAUUGUAUUUUAAGAAAGUCAAACAUGUAAUCAAACUAUGAAUGUAUCUAUUUUAAACGAGCUUUAAUGUACGUAAGUUAUUUGUAAGCAAACACCAAGCUGUACUGUACUCAUAUUAUUGUGAAUUACAAGAAAAAAUAUGUUCAGUA